AUGUCAUGUGGCUUAAAGUGUUCAAAAGGCCUAAAAAUAUGCUGUGGUGUAACAUCGAUUUUCCUAAUUGUAGUAUUAGUGAUCCUACUAGUCUUAUUCCUCACUGAUUUCAAGCGUAAAGACCCUACAAUUACUCUGCAAUCAGUUAAGUUUGGAAGGUUUAUGUUUGAUGUUACUCCAAUAAUUGAUCUUAAUGCAUCAUUAGCCAUAUUAGUUACUGUUGAUAACCCUAAUCAUGGAAGUUUUACAUACCAAAACAGCACAGCUUAUCUUCAUUACCGUGGCAGACUCUUAGCUGAAGCUCCAUUACAUGAAGACACAAUUCCAGCUCUUAAAUCACAUAACAUUAGCACUGUCUUGAAUGUUUAUGUAGAUGUUACAGAAGUUCCUGAUUUAUUGGGUGAUUAUUUAAGUGGAAUUAUUAGUUUUACAUCAAUAACUAAUUUAGUAGGUAAAGUUAAGAUAUUGAAGUUCAUAAAAAUCAAAGCGACAAGCUACUCCACCUGUGAGAUUCUUGUGUACACGCGUAACCAAACUGUCAAUUCAAUCUGCAACAUACAACUCAAAUUAUGA
Molecule: messenger RNA, 573 nt
Organism: Vicia faba (fava bean)
Lineage: Eukaryota; Viridiplantae; Streptophyta; Magnoliopsida; Fabales; Fabaceae
Source: the annotation of a GenBank genome assembly